Chenopodium quinoa (quinoa) is the source of this 1218-nucleotide messenger RNA. RefSeq lists its product as uncharacterized. The coding region runs from base 1 to 1218 and encodes 405 amino acids. The transcript is spliced from 3 exons. NCBI's taxonomy places the organism in Eukaryota, Viridiplantae, Streptophyta, Magnoliopsida, Caryophyllales, Amaranthaceae. The record is from RefSeq and is a predicted model, not a curated record.
AUGGUUUACUUGCUGGAUUUUGUGACAAGACUUUGCUCAACAAAGCAAGACUUUCUUGGUUUACUUACAAUUCAUUGGCUUAAUGGCUCUACAAAGCAACUUAUAUUUUUCUUCCUGCUUGCAAUAUCUCAGAAUCUUUUAAUGGUUCCAAACAACCCAAAUUUCCAACAACAAUUUUCGGGUUUUAGUGAUGAUUUCCUAACUAAUCCCGAGUUUCAAUUGUUCUUGCAAAGAGUGGGCAAUACGUCUUCGCAACCACCUCCACUGCAUCAGACACCCACUGAGUUUCCCCUACAAAACCCUGCUAAUGAAGAUCGUACACCUGAAACUGAUCUUGAUAGUAACACACUCUUCGAUGAGAGCGAAGAGGAAAGUGUACCAGAGACGCCGCAGUAUCCUCCACCAGUUCACAGAUUGGAACCCAACCAGCUCAGCGAGGAAGCUAUUAAAGGUACGAGCCAUAAAGCAACUUCCCUAUGGCGCAAUGUACACGCAGCAUAUCAAAUUGCUCACUCGAAGAAGCCGCAUCUAAUUCCACCAAGACCUAUGAAGAGUCUGACGUCCCACUGGAGAAGGUUGGCAGCAGACGCACUACAGUGGAUUUCUUGCUAUGAUGAAGCGGGUAGACUGUCGGAGGGAGGGAGUGGUUACAACGAAGCUGACCGUUUAAAAAGUGCUUUGAAAUUUUUUCAUCUCUCCCAAGGUUGCAAUUUCACUUAUCAUCACGCAAUUGAAAUUCUUAACAAAGAUCCAAAGUGGAGGCCAAAGGUGAGAUGGUCCAUGUCAAAGAAGGAAAGAAAAGACGCUUGUGAUGUUGAGGAGGAAGGUAGUGCUGGAAGUGGGAAGAGGUCCAGAGAUGAUGUAGGGGAUGAAACCCCUACGGAUGGUUUUUCAUCUGGAGGUUUACAACGACCAGAGGGUGUAAAGAAAGCAAAGGCGAAGCGUAAAGGGAAAGCAGUAGCAACAGAAAGUGGUUCGUCUGAGCUUAGCGAACGAAUGAAGGAAUUCGCUACAAUUCGCGAGAGGGAGGCCAUUCUGAAGGAAGAGGGGAUAAAAAUUGAAAAGUACAAGGAACAGAGGAAAAGGGAGGAACUUGACAUUCACAAGAUGAGAACCAUGUUUGAUAUGCUGCAAACUCUGAAGAAUUCGCCUAUGCCACUGACUCCUCAAGAAGAGGCGUACAAGGAUUUUUUACUGGGUAAAUUACAAGGCUUUUAA